Messenger RNA from Nerophis lumbriciformis (worm pipefish), 3006 nucleotides. Its product is annotated as transmembrane protein 47-like. NCBI's taxonomy places the organism in Eukaryota, Metazoa, Chordata, Actinopteri, Syngnathiformes, Syngnathidae. The record is from RefSeq and is a predicted model, not a curated record. Gene Ontology annotation, cellular component: membrane; cell-cell junction. Gene Ontology annotation, biological process: cell-cell adhesion.
UUAAUUUAGUUCUACAAAAAUUGUUCUGUGCUGCUGCUGAACAUUAAGCAUCUCUAAUUGGUCUGGUGCUUCAAAUCAAAGGAAAAUAGGGAGGAAGUCAAUACACAGGACACUAAUUAAACCAUGUUGAACAAAAUUACUACACAACACACAAAAGGACAGUAAAAACACUAACUACUGCUAAACACCAUAGGACGAAACAACAAGCAUAACUAACGACAACAAACACCUCAUAAACCACAAUUUUACACAACUGUCAUGUCUGUGUGAUCAUGUUUUGUUUUGGUUAUGUUCGGUUUGGUUUUUAGACUCUUUGUGCACCUUGUAUGUUUUUGUUUCCAUGACAACCCAUUAGUUUUCACCUGUCCUCAUGUCACGCACCUGAUUCAUUUGGACUCACGCACCUGUUGUUAAUCACGUCACCACUAUUUAAGCCUGUAGUUGCCAGGCAUUCAGCCUGGCAACAUUGCACAUUAAUGCUCUGUACCCCUGACACUCUUGCUUCAUGCAAUUUCAUAGUUCAUGCUGCCCUGUUCACGUCACAGACCCAGUGUACCUGCCGGUCCCCCAGGACGUGUGACGUCAGCGGCUUCAGUCCUGGCGCUCCCGGGUGCUCUGCUUCAGUCGUGCCCACCAGGCGCAUUUCCCGUCAGGCGCGCAAACACGGCGGAGGACACACCCACGACAAAGACCCCGACUUUUCUCCGCGUCCUCGCCCCCGCUGCGCCGACAUGUCCUCCGCCGUCACCGAGACUGAGGAGUCGGUGCGAAGCUCCGCGCUGACGCCGCUCAAGCUGGUCGGGCUGAUGUGCGUCUUCCUGGCGCUGUGCCUGGACGUCGGUGCCCUGAUGAGUCCUGCGUGGGUGACGGCGGACGACCAGUACUACCUGUCUCUGUGGGAGUCCUGCUGGAAGCCGGCCAGUACCGACAAGUGGCAGUGCAGCAGCACGCUCAGCUCAGACUGGCAGAUUGUCACGCUAGCACUGUUGUUAGGGGGCGGGGCCCUAGUGCUGAUGUCCUUCCUGGUGGCUCUGGUGGCCGUGUGCAUCGGCACCAGGUGGCGAUUCUACGGCCCUGUUGCCUUCAUGCUGUUCGCCACAGUGGUUCUGCAGACCUGCAGCUUGGUGCUGUACCCCAUCAAGUUCAUUGAGAGUAUCAACCUGAAGAUUUACCACGAGUUCAACUGGGGCUAUGGCCUCGCCUGGGGCGGGACCAUCUUCUCUUUCGGCGGUGGCGUUCUCUACUGCCUCAACCCAAAGAGCUAUGAGGUGUACUACUAGUUCCCAUCACACCUACGGUACAUGUUUGGAAAGGUUAUCAGGAGGAUCCUCUGGGCUGGGGGGUCAGGAGACGGUUCAGGUGAUUAGUUGUGUUAGAGCCUAGAACUCAAGGAUUGUUGCACUCAAGUUUACACUGCCGCCUCUAUGCCGUCAUGUGGCUGAAAGAACUUCCGUAAUAUUGCCAGUGAAGAGCUAACAAAUAGCUAUGGAAGACAUUGGACUUGGAUGUGUUUGGAUGUGCAGGUGGCAAUGGCCUGCAGUGUUUCUUCAAGGUUUACGUUUGUAUGGAGGUCCUUCACAGUUACAUUUCUCAAACGUUCAUAAUAGAAAGCAAAAGAAACACUCCAAAAUAAUUCACACAGUCAAAAUCAGUCACUUACUGUAAUAUAAUAGAAGGAAAACACACACGGCCUGGAUACAACCCAUCUCUUCUUUCCCACAUACAUAACCAUACUAUCAUUGUCAUCCUUGCUUUGUCCCAAGGCUAUGGAAAUGGUUCAAGCAAUUCAGGCAGUCUAUUAUCUCUGUUAUAGGUUAAACCAGGGGUAGGGAACCUAUGGCUCUAGAGCCAGAUGUGGCUCUUUUGAUGACUGCAUCUGGCUCUCAGAUACAUCUUAGCUGACAUUACUUAACAGGAUAAGUACUGAAUAAUUCCGCUGGUAAUCACAGUGUUAAAAAUAACGUUCAAAAUAUAAAACAUUCUCAUGCAUUUUAAUCCAUCCAUCCGUUUUCUACCGCACCUGUUCAAGAAGUCGCAUUAAUGGUAAGAAGUAUUUGAUUUAUUAUUGGUUAGCUUCAGAAUAACAAUGUUAUUAAAAAAAAUGAGAGACUUAUUAUACUCUAAAAAUGUUGGUCUUACUUACAAAUGCAUGCAUUUAGUUGUAUUCAGUGUUAAAAAAAAAUAUUAUAUGGCUCUCACGGAAAUACAUUUUAAAAUAUUUGGCUUUCAUGGCUCUCUCAGCCAAAAAGGUUCCCGACCCCUGGGUUAAACCAUCUGUCAGUAUUGGCAGGGUCUUUAGAGUAAGACUGCUCAUUCGGAUCGGUCAGACAGUUGCACAAAUUAGCUAAAAGCUUCAAUGCUAAAUAAAUGAGAAGAUUAUAGCACAAGUUGAUGAUGGCAUAUUGUCAUGACUGACUGAUAGCAAUCUGCCAUUAAUCUUUUAGGCCAGACUUUGCAAACGUAUCAUCUUCCAUAAAACAAUGCCUAAAAUGUGAAGAUAAUGGGUUGAAAAGCUUAUACACUUAGGGCCUGAUCUACUACAGGUUUGCGUGUAUUAAAACACGUGCAAACUUGGUAGCACACACGCAAAGCUGAUCGACUAGCAAAACAGCUGACCAUCAGAACAUCCACACUACUGGAAGGCGAAAAUGCUAAUUUUCACUAUUCAGCACAAGCGGGAGCUUUUUUGUGUAUUUAUUUAGUUCGCCUGAAAUGUGCGUGCAAAAUGGCAGUUGUACAAAAAUAGCUGUGGAAAAGAAGAUGAUUGUUCUGCUGCUCCGUCGCACGUAUGCUUGUCUACAUAUAUGGACUGUCAAAAAUAAAAGUAUACCGUAUUUUUCGGACUAUAAGUCGCAGUUUUUUUCAUAGUUUGGCCGGGGGUGCGACUUAUACUCAGGAGUGACUUAUGUGUGAAAUUAUUAACACAUUACCGUAAAAUAUAAAAUAUUAUUUAGCUCAUUCACGUAAGAGACUAGACGUAUAAGAUUUCAUGGGAUUUAGCGAUUA